GGAGGGAGAGGGGAGAGAAGCUAGAGAGAGAAACGGCCAAAGGGCCCUGGGACUAGAGUGAGAAAGAGAGAGUAAAGGGAGAAACGGAGAGAAAACAGCGCAGAAAUUCGAAAUUCGGCAGCAUUUCUGUGUUGUUUUCCGUUCCGGUUCCAUUUCGGUCUUCCUCUCGUCAAUUGCCAAAAUUUCUUCCAUCCAUGAGCCGCUUAGGGUUCAAAUCCGUCGUCUACCAUGGCGAAGUGUGCCUUGGAGAACUGGACGCUAUUCCGGUGACCGGCCAGAAUUUCCUGUUCCCCAACAAUGAGAUACGUAUCCACCACAUAUCACAGAGCGGCCGCUGCUUGCCGCUUUCAGUUCUCCAAACUAUCUCUUCUUACUCCGUCCGCUGCAAGUUGGAGUCGUCGUCUCCGGUCGAGCAGCCGCAUUUGAUCAACCUUCACGCCUCUUGCUUCCAUGAACACAAGACGGCUGUGGUUUUGAUAGGAAAUGAAGAGAUUCACUUAGUGGCAAUGCCGAGUAAGGAGAAGAAGUUCCCCUGCUUCUGGUGUUUUGCAGUUCCUUGUGGUCUCUACAGUUCGUGCGUCACGAUGCUUGAUAUGAGGUGCCUUUCUAUCGUGUUUGAUCUGGACGAGACGCUUAUAGUGGCUAACACCAUGAAAUCAUUUGAGGAUCGGAUUGAAGCUCUUAAAGCUUGGCUUGCUCGUGAGGUCGAUCCUGUGAGGAUAGCAGGAAUGUCUGCAGAGUUAAAGCGAUAUAUGGAUGACCGGAUGCUCUUAAAGCAGUACUUAGAGAAUGAUUCUGUAAUUGAUGGCGGAAAAGUGUUUAAGGUUCAACUAGAGGAGGUUCCGCAGUUAUCUGAUGCUCAGGAGAAAGUCGUUCGACCUGUGAUUAGAUUGCAAGAAAGGAAUGUUGUCUUGACUCGCAUCAAUCCGGAGAUUCGUGAUACUAGCGUGCUAGUUAGAUUGCGGCCUGCUUGGGAGGAUUUGAGAAGCUACCUAACUGCAAAAGGUCGCAAGCGUUUCGAAGUUUACGUUUGUACAAUGGCUGAAAGAGAUUAUGCCCUUGAAAUUUGGAGGCUUCUUGAUCCUGGGUCUCAUCUGAUAAAUCCAAAGCAGCUCUCAAACCGCGUGGUCUGCGUUAAAUCAGGCUCCAAGAAAGCCUUAUUGAAUGUAUUUCAAGAUGGAGUUUGCCAUCCAAAAAUGGCAAUGGUAAUUGAUGACCGGUCAAAGGUUUGGGAAGACAAGGAUCAACCUCGAGUCCAUGUAGUACCUGCAUUUGCUCCUUAUUAUGCUCCUCAGGCAGAGAAUGCGAAUCCGGUGCCGGUCCUAUGUGUGGCAAGAAAUGUGGCUUGCAACGUCAGAGGAUGUUUUUUCAAAGAAUUCGAUGAGAUCUUAAUGCGGAGGAUUUCAGAAGUUGUUUAUGAAGAUGAAAUGGCAACUUUGCCUCCGGCUCCUGACGUGAGCAACUACAUGAUGUCAGAGGAUGCUGGUUUUGUACCCAAUGGUGCUCCAAUAACUGAAGGAAUGACUGGUGCAGAAGUUGAAAGGAGAAUCUAUCUACCAGAAGAGAGAAGUGUCAAAGAUGGAGUUGCUUAUCCAACAAGUAGCACUGACCCGAGAUCUGAUAUCUCCCAACCACCAGUUGCUGUAAAUCCAAGUCUUCUUGGUCCAACAUCUGCGAUGCUUUCUCAAAAACCUAGUCUGCUUGGAGCUCCUGUGAGACGAGAUGUGAGAAAUCAGAACUCUGGACAACCUCCUCUUCUGUCUCGAGUACCUGCACCACCCUUAUUACAGCCACAGGGGGGCUGGUUGGUGGAAGAUGAUGGUAGCAAACUCUAUACAAAUAGUCGGCCAUCAGGUCUUUUACAAGAUCCCGAGGCCCCUAAACUAGAUAGAUUGCGGACUGUUACAAAUUCAUCACAAGUAAAGAGUGAAGAGGUGUAUGCUGGCCCAGACGUGCAGAAACAAAACAUUUUACCUGGAAAUUUGCCAUCAGAUGUUGGUAUUCCCCUGAAUACAGGGUGUGCUAAUGGCAGCAGAGAGUCUCAGUCGGAAUUUGGGAAGUUGAAUGUGUUAUCUUCACAAUUGUCUAUUGGAGUUCUGCUGGAAAUCGGCCGGCGGUGCAGCUCUAAGGUUGACUUUAAGCCUGUGGUCAGCACCAGUAAGGACCUGCAAUUUUCUGUUGAGGUUUCGUUGAAUGGUGAGAAGAUAAGUGUUGGAAUGGGUAAAACUCGGAAGGAUGCUCAGCAGCAAGCAGCAGAUAAUGCCCUUCGCAAGCUGGCAGAGAAGUAUGUAGCAUAUGUUACACCUCAUUCUGGAGCAGCGGGCCGAGAUUUUGAUAAACUCUCUUCCUCCAACGAAAAUGGAUUCCUUUGGGACACGUUGAAUCCUGCGGGGCCUAGUGGAGCAGGAGGGCAGGAAGAAGGCAUGCCUAAAGAGGAGAGUCCUGAGGCUGCUGAAGCUGAAGCUGAAGCUGAAGAUGAUACCGCCGCCCCUUCCAACUCGGCACAUCAGCCAGGGCAGAAGCGCGCCAUUUCUCCUAGGUUGUCGCAGUCUUUCUCGAGCAAGCGACCGAAAGAGGAAGUGGUUCGAGGUUUGCAAUUACAUCGGCAGAAGAAUGGGCAUAACUUUUCAUAGCAGAAGCACACCCCCUAAUAGAGUCCCUUCAACGAUACAGAGAAGCCCCCUAAUAAAACUUAGGCCUUGGAAUGCCAUUAUAUCUCUCUCGUUCGGUUAGUCUACCUUUUCACUCACUCUUUUGGUUAGUCCCGCGAGAUACCAGCGUAUAGGUUGUUGAUUCAUUUUCUAUAAUUGUUGUUUUCUUGGGUUAUGAUAUGUUGUGGAAAGAUGGGUGCUUUUUGUUUGUAGUCAUUACAGUCCCAUCGUUUGUAUCCACUGUUUGUACUCUACUCGCCACCAUUAAAUUGUAAAUCCUUUUCCGUAAAAUGCUUCUCCAUUGUCUAUGACUCUAUGUUCUUGUUCCAAUUUUUCAUCAAUUUUCUUUUCCGAGUCAAUAGCCUUUGUCUUGGCGGCUCGACCACUUUCAGACUUGGGAUAAACCUUUUUAAAUAGG
Linum trigynum is the source of this 3069-nucleotide messenger RNA. The record is from the annotation of a GenBank genome assembly. Lineage: Eukaryota; Viridiplantae; Streptophyta; Magnoliopsida; Malpighiales; Linaceae.